Molecule: messenger RNA, 1419 nt
Organism: Vombatus ursinus (common wombat)
Lineage: Eukaryota; Metazoa; Chordata; Mammalia; Diprotodontia; Vombatidae
Product: C-type lectin domain family 18 member A-like
Exons: 13
Coding region: 1-1380 (459 amino acids)
Molecular function (GO): polysaccharide binding
Source: RefSeq, a predicted model, not a curated record
AUGCAGGGACCACGGGGGUUGUGCCAAAGGCUCCUGACCUUGCUCCUGAGUUUCCUUCACUUUACCUGGGCAGAAAUCCAAAUGCCCCAACUGCCAAAGGAGGUUCCUCUAUAUCAAGGGCACAGGUCUGAUCCUCUAGAGACCACUUCAUGGGAUUUCCCUGACCCAGCUCUGAGCUUGAAGGAAAGUUUCUUGCUUCUGGCCCUGCACAACAGACUUCGGAGUAAGGUCCACCCACCAGCUGCCAACAUGCAGAGGAUGGAUUGGAGUGAUCAGCUGGCCAGGCUGGCCCAGGAGCAGGCAGCCCGCUGUUCAGCCCAGGCCCCGCUCCCCGCGCCCGUCCAGGCCCUGCAGCUGGGCUGGAAUGUGCAGUUCCUGCCAGCUGGGGCCGCCUCCUUCACUGACGUGGUCACUUCGUGGUUUCGAGAGGGGCAAUGGUACACCUACUCAGCCGCUCACUGUGCCAGCAACUUGACCUGUGCUCACUACACCCAGCUGGUGUGGGCCACCUCAAGCCAGCUGGGCUGUGGGAAACACCUGUGCACUGCGGGCCUCAUGGAGAUGGAGGCAUUCGCUUGUGCCUAUUCUCCCGGGGGCAACUGGGAGGUGAAUGGGAAGACCAUUGUUCCAUACAAAAAAGGGGCCUGGUGCUCGCUCUGUACUGCUGGUGUCUCAGGCUGUUUCAAAGCUUGGGAUCAUGGUGGUGGGCUCUGUGAGGUACCCAGAAACCCGUGUCGGAUGAGUUGCCGGAACAAUGGACAUCUCAAUGUCAGCACUUGUCACUGUGACUGCCCCCCAGGUUACACCGGCAGGUACUGCCAAGUGCGGUGCAGUAUACUGUGUCAACAUGGCCGGUUCCGGGAAGAGGAGUGCUCCUGUCUCUGUGAUGUUGGCUAUGGUGGAGCUGAGUGUGCAAUCAAGGUCCAGUUCCCCUUCCACGCCUGUGACCUUUGGAUAGAUGGCAGCUGCUUCAUGAUCUCCCCAGAGGCAGACACCUACUAUGGAGCCAAGAGUAAAUGUCAGGAGAAGGGUGGAAUGCUGGCUCAGAUUGAGAAUCAAAAAGUCCAGGACAUCCUAGCCUUCUAUCUGGGACGCCUGGAAACCACCAACGAGGUGACAGAUGCUGACUUUGAGACCAGAAACUUCUGGAUUGGACUGACCUACAAGACCUCCAAGGACUCUUUCCGUUGGGCCACGGGAGAGCAUCACUCCUUCACCAGUUUUGCCUUUGGCCAGCCAGACAACCAGGGGUUUGGGAACUGCGUGGAGCUGCAGGCAUCCGCUGCCUUCAAUUGGAAUGACCAACGCUGCAAAACCCGAAACCGCUACAUCUGCCAGUUUGCCCAGGAGCACAUUUCCCAGUGGGACUUGGAACCCUGAAGUAGGAGCUCCUAUCAUCUCUGCCAGCCUUCAAGCCAU